GACUGCUUUGCCUUGGAUCUUAAGAACUCAGAAACAGUAAUAAGAUAAUUAGAAACAAUCAUUAGCUUAACAUAGCAUGUUAUACAUAACAUGAUCGGUUUGAUUUUAGUUUAAUGUUUUAUGCAAAGAAAUCUACAGUGGCUUAUACUCUUAAGUGUUGGUGAAUCCAGUUAAUUCCAAUUUAAUAUGCAAAUCAUGGUUAAGAAAACUUGCUUAGUGUUAUGUAUGUGAAACUGCCACAUCACUUGUACAGAUAAUGUUGUUUUGAAGCUAGAAUUUGAAACAGGGAUGUUUUUCUUCUAGCUCAUGAUAUACCUGCAAAUUGGAACUAUUUGCCUACUGCAAUUUCUUUGCAUUUUCAGUGCGAACAUAUUGGGUUAUUGCCAUAGAUCAUGCUGCGCUAGGAGACCAGUAAGAUGCUGCAUCUGAUUUUUAUUUAGGAUUGUUUUGCUGACUGCAGCUUAAAUUAUCUAGCUUAGAUGUAUAGUUCAGUGUGUGGCUGUCAUUAGUAACGUGGUUUUCUUUUAGGAACAGCAUAAUUGAACUAAGCCUCUAGAUGAGAUGACAUUUUACUUUAUAGUUUGGGAUGAUAUUCCUCCCAUCCACCCCAUGCCCUCCCAACAGUUUUAAGCAAAUUCUCUGGUGUCUAUUUAUUUUGUAAAUGUAUUUUUAGAGACUCCACCAGUAAAAGCUUUUCUAAGCUGGAUAUUCCAGUGUAGUCUUUUCAGGGAUAAGAAUGAGUCACCUUAAAUAAUUACCAAAAUUUGGGAUAUUGAAGGCAGCCAAAUGUGUUCUAAAAGCUGCAUCAGCAGCAGUCACUAAAUUUCUCAUUGUUUUCAUGAUUUUUAAAACCAUGAUUUUUAAAACCAUUUUUAUAACAAGCUUGAGGUUCCCCCCUCCUUAUUUCUUGUUUUUUUUUUCCCCACCCACAUUCUGGAUUCCAAGCAUGAAAUGCACAAUAUCUCGGUAUGCUGUGCAGAGCACGUUUACAGGAUAAAUGUAGGUUUAAAAUAAUCCUCCCAGCUAUCUCUCCCAAAAGCCUGCUGGGAGGUACCUGCCAAUAUUUUAAAAUACAAGAAAGGCAAGAUUUAGGGCACUUGCAGAUGGAGAAUUUGAGAAAUGGAUAUGUCAGCUUUCUGAUCUCGGCUUUUCUGAUUAAAUAUUAAAGCCACUGAUUAUCACAUAAAACCAAUCAAGCUGUUUAAAGGUUGCAGCCCUUCUGCCAAUAGUUUGCAGUCAAUACCCACAAAGGAUUUGUUUUGUCUUAUUCGGAAGAAACUGCAUAGCCUCCUUGAGAAAAAUGCCAUCCGUGUUGUCUCCCUCUUUCUCUACAUUGUCACUGCUUUCCACUUGUCUAACCAUACUGAGGAGAAAUGUUAAGCAAGUAUAUUCUUUCUCCCUUGUUCUGUGAGCGUUUCUGGUCUCAGGUGAACAAGCAGUGAAACAAGAAUGAGGACAGCUGAAGAAUUAAGAGGCUCUGUGGUGGUUUUCCUAGCUGCAGGCCUUUUAGUUCCAUUGGGACUAUAAAUAUUAUCAUCCAGUUUGGAGGAGGCACAAAAUUAUGUAUGCAACCCAUCAGUGGUAGCACCCAUUUUGUAGCACUGAAUUAUGGAGACUGAAACUGUGCCCUCGCAGGAAGCUUCCCUGACUGUUAAUGAACAGGUGAUUGUGAUGUCAGGACAUGAGACAAUUAGGGUACUGGAAGUGGGAGUAGAUGCUCCAGUCUCAAUAAAAAAUGAAGGGAAAACGCUGAAAGCAACAGAUGCAGCAGCUGGAGGAGAGGAUUCUGCAAACUGCCCUCCAGAAUCAAGUAAAACAGGACAGGAAAGGGUACAACAAAACCCAGAGAAAGCAUGCAGAGAAUCAAGUGGUGAAGUCAAGGCAUUGCCUGAAAUAACACCUGUGCCUAUCCCAGGAAUUGUGCCAUUUAGCCAAGUGACAAGCCAACCAACACCAACUUUAACUCCUGUCACAGUGCAAGCGGCACCACAGGUCUUGACUCAGGAAAACUUAGCAACAGUUGUGACAGGCGUAAUGGUUCCAGCAGGGGCAGUUACUCAACCUCUUCUUAUCCCCAUCAGUAUUGCAGGUCAAGUGGCAAGUCAGCAGGGGCUGGCUGUGUGGACAUUUCCUGCAGCAACGGUGGCUGCCCUCCCAGGACUGACGGCUGCCUCUCCUACUGGGGGAAUUUUCAAAUCACCUAUAGCCAAUUUGCAAGCCACUGCAGUGCUGAACACAGCAGUACAAACCCCUUUGCAGCCAGCCCAACCUUUCCAGGCACAGCCAACGGCUCAGCCCCGGCCAUCCAUCCAAACGCAGACUGUGUUCCAGCCACCAGCUCAGACAACUCUUUUGUCACAGCCAACCGCAACAGCCGCUCCACCUGCCGCCAAGCCACUGGAAACUCCGACACAGAUCACGGUUCAACCAGCGGGAUUUGCAGGAAUAAUCAGUGCAGCUUCUCUUGGAGCCCCAACCCAGCUGCUUAGCUCACUAGCUGCCACGCCUGUCAUUGCAAACACCAUUCCUAGUGUGCAAGGAAUAACUGGACAAAUUCUGACGAAUGCUCAAGGGCAAGUUAUUGGAACUCUUCCAUGGGUAGUGAACCCAACCGGAAUUGCAACGGCAACUCCUGCCCCUGCUACGUUGCCGGCACAAAAUCUACAAGUCCAGGCGGUGACACCCCAGCUGCUUUUAAAUGCCCAAGGUCAGGUCAUCGCCACCUUGGCUAGCACCAUCCAGACAGCAACCACUGUCAGGAAAUCAACUCCCCCAGAAUCUCCUGCCAAGAGCGAGGUCCAGCCAAUUCAGCCUGCCCCAGCUCUCUCACAGCCAACUGUGGUCCUUGCAAGUCCUCCCCCAGCAUCCAAACUAGCUUCCACUCCUGUCCCCAUCACCUGCUCAGAGACACCAACUGUCAGCCAGCUGGUUUCAAAGCCUCAACCUUCAAGUAGUGGAAAUGAUGAAGAUGGCAUAAACCUGGAGGAGAUCAGAGAGUUUGCCAAGAACUUUAAGAUUCGACGUCUCUCUCUGGGUCUCACCCAAACCCAGGUGGGGCAGGCAUUAACUGCCACUGAAGGACCUGCAUACAGCCAGUCUGCUAUAUGCAGAUUCGAAAAGUUGGACAUCACCCCCAAGAGUGCCCAGAAGCUAAAGCCUGUGCUGGAGAAGUGGCUGAGUGAAGCUGAGCUUCGGAAUCAGGAAGGCCAGCAGAACCUGAUGGAGUUUGUGGGUGGGGAGCCUUCCAAGAAGCGGAAACGCCGCACUUCUUUCACCCCACAGGCCAUUGAGGCCCUCAACGCCUAUUUUGAGAAAAACACCCUCCCUACCGGCCAUGAAAUCACCGAGAUCGCCAAGGAGCUCAAUUAUGACCGGGAAGUGGUCCGGGUUUGGUUCUGCAACCGGCGACAGACACUCAAAAACACCAGCAAACUCAACGUCUUUCAGAUCCCUUGAGGGCUGGAGCUCAAAGUGAGAAUCUCCCUUUCCCUACCUGGCUGCCGUGAGCACUUUGUGGCUAAGUCUCUCCCUCCCCCCCCACCCCCCGCCACCUGUUUAUAGUGAUGACUGAAGUGAAAGAGGGGAGAUCUCCUCGUGUUUUAUUGUGCCCCAGCCUGCUGCUUCCUUCCUCUCUGACGUUGCACCGAGCUGUGAAGGCUUAGGAGUCCGUUGGCGUUUAACUUCCUUCUGUGUCAGACAAAUCAUGGUCAAUUGAAAGGAAAAAGGUUCUCCUCGCCUAGUUUGUGUGCGUUUUUUCUUUUUCUUUUUGAAGGUGGCAUUAGGAUUGCCACCAGCAUAGCAUCCACCAGGAAGGAUGGGGAAAACCCUGUAUGAUUUGAGUCACUUUUCAUAGCGAUUUCCUAUCCAGCAACAAAAUCUGCUAAUCGUACCUAAGCAGAACUGUGGCAUAAUUUAUAUCUCCCUUUCUGUAUGGAUAUUACUGUGACGACAGAGCACUAUUAAACUGAAAGGUUUUUUGUUUUUUUUCACCUACCAAAAUCUUGACGUUUAGUAUCCUGGUUCCCUGUUGAUUCUUUUAUUUUAAGACUGAUUUGCCAGUUAAAGAUUCCCUUCCAGAAGAAUGCUGAGGAGAAGAAAAAGGAGGCAGGUGCAAUUGUUUAUAUCUUGGGAUAUUGUAUGCCUCUUGGCAAUCUCAUGCCAGCAGAGCACCACUACAAGUAACAAGUAGUCCUGGGCCUAGCUUACUACAGGGGCAAGGAGGAUCUAUCUAAACAGUGAGAAGAGAGGAACACAGAAAACUGCCUUACACUGGUCCAUCUGUUGUAUGAAUGUCAGCUUUGCCUGGCUUCAACUCAGCCUACAGUUUUUAAGCAGUUUGUCCAAUGCGACCUGCCAAUAUAGGUAGGCCUCGUUUAGUGACUGUUUGCACUUACAACAGUGAUGAAAAAGCAGCUUUGCGACUCCUCCUUUAUACUUACCACCUUUACCACAGUCAUUCUUUCACUAAGCAAGUGCUUUGCUCCACAAUAGAAUUGGCGGUUCCAGUCAUGUCUAAAUGAGGACUAUCUGUACCAGGGAUUCAGCUGGGAACCCUCCUGCAUAUAGGUAGUUCUCGAUUUAGGAUCACAAUUGAGCCCAACAUUUCUGUUGCUAAGUGAGACAGUUGUUAAGUGAGUUUGGUCCCCAUUUAUGGACUUUCUUGCCACAGCUGUUAAGUGGAUCACUGCCGUUAUUAAGUUAGUAACAUGGUUGUUAGGUGAAUCUGGCUUCCUCAUUGAUUUGGCUUAUCCCGAAGGAUGCAAAAGGGAUCACAUGACCUUGGGGACACAGCAGUGUGUCACAUGACCUUGGGGACACAGAACCAGUUGCCAAGCAUCUCAAUUUUCAUCACAUGAUCAUGGGGAUGCUGGAAAGGUCGUAACUGAAAAACGAGCAUAAGUCAUGUUUUUCAGUGCCGCUGUAACUGAACGGUCACUAAACAACUAUUGUAAGUCAAGGAUUACCUGUAUAAGGCUAGUAUUCCACCACUGAGCCCUUUCCUUGCAGUGAGGAAACCCUUUGAUGAUGGCUUUCCAAAAUCCAGCAAGAUCAUUGGCUGUUCAACCCCUUGAGCAGAUGGUCCUGAUUUGGAACAAAUCAGAGCUUAGAGGACUAGGACAGGUGGGAGUCACGGCAGGCACCUGGCCUUCUUCCAGCAGUACUUGAAGUGCUUGCUUCAUGGGAGGGCUCCAUUGAAAAGAACGUAACAAUGCUAUCAUCUAUACAGUAAAGCUAUUGAUUAAAGAGGGUGGGAGGAAUAUGGCCGUGUCCUUGAAAUGGGGUUAUGUCAGCCACACUUGGUAGACCAGAUGAGGAAAUCAACUCUAUAGGAAAACCAGAAUUAACUUUAUUGAGAUUGGCUACUAUAAAAAGAAACUUGCAAGUCCAAUUGUGUUGUACCUUCCUUCCCACCAUACUACAGUACAAUACUACAGUACAGUACCCACUGUACUUACAAUAGUGGCCAAAAUUGUGGAAACCUUUUGGGAAAAGUGUAUUUUCUAAAACUAGCUAAUAACGCCACUUUUUUUUUUUUUUUUUUUGGAGUAGUACCAUAAAAUUAUACAUCAAUGGGAAGAUAACUUAAUCAAGAAUGUAAUGCAAUAACUUUUAUGAAGGAUUUGCUAUUAGAAUAGCAGUUACAGGAUAAAGAAGAAAAGGGAAACACGUAGAAAAAAUGAGGUAUACAAAAAUUAUCACCAUAGAAAAAACGAGAUGUACAAAAAUUAUCACGUCAGUUAAUAGUUGGGUAACCUUUAGCAGAAUUACGGCCUUACGAUGUCUUCCCAUAGAGCGAACCAAGUCUUUUAGUUCUGCAGCUGUUCUAAUGUGAAACCAAGAUUGAAUGAUUGCUUCUAUUAACUGGGUUUUAUUGCUGGGUCCCUUCUGACUAACAAGUUUCUUUAGUUGGCUCCAUAGAUUUUCAAUUGGGUUAAGGUUUGGGCUAUUCCUAGGCCAUUCCAGCAGUGGAAUAGGAUUAUCUUGAAACUCCCAAAAAAAAGUGGUGUCAUUAGUCAUCAAACCUCAAAAAUACACUUUCCCCAAAAGGUUUCCACAAUUUUGGCCACUGCUGUAUUCUCCAGGACAUUAGAGGCUACUUCCUAAUAUUUCUCAGAUAUUAAAAGAUAUUUCAGCCCCCUCUGCUUAGGCUUUACUUAUUUCUUUCAAGGUCAUCUUCUCAAUUCUCUACACAGGUAUCGACAAAAAUUAAAACAGCGUUUACAACCUGAGUUAAUCUUGCCCUAUUGAAUCCCUCAGUCUGGUUUCUCUUCCUGCCUCCCCAACGUUUUUGAGACCAUUCAACACAUUUCACCUUUAACUUUUAAAAAUACACGAACAGAGUUGCACACUGUAGCACAGAGCUCAUUUCUUAGGGAGAAACAAUCAUUUUCUCUCUUUUUUAGUAGUGAUCUUGCAUCAAGAAAGAAGACUGCUGAGGGGUAAUUCAUGACACAAAGCCCUUCCAAUACAUGCACAAUUGAUGUGGCAUUACAGAUAAUACAGAAAUUGUAUUAUUACUUAUGGUGCAUGUAAAAAGUAAGUGUCUGGGGAGGUCUGUUAAAGAAAAAACAAAAAUGAUUCUUUUAUUCAACAUUGCAUUAAAUAAAGUCAUGUUUUUUCCUACCAGAA
This is a messenger RNA of Ahaetulla prasina, 6630 nucleotides long. RefSeq names its product POU class 6 homeobox 1 (gene POU6F1). NCBI's taxonomy places the organism in Eukaryota, Metazoa, Chordata, Lepidosauria, Squamata, Colubridae. The coding region runs from base 1609 to 3456 and encodes 615 amino acids. Gene Ontology annotation, molecular function: DNA-binding transcription factor activity, RNA polymerase II-specific; RNA polymerase II cis-regulatory region sequence-specific DNA binding. The transcript has 11 exons. Gene Ontology annotation, biological process: regulation of transcription by RNA polymerase II. The record is from RefSeq and is a predicted model, not a curated record.